Molecule: messenger RNA, 5279 nt
Organism: Anolis carolinensis (green anole)
Lineage: Eukaryota; Metazoa; Chordata; Lepidosauria; Squamata; Anolidae
Exons: 2
Coding region: 1468-2622 (384 amino acids)
Biological process (GO): detection of chemical stimulus involved in sensory perception of bitter taste; protein targeting to membrane; protein insertion into membrane
Molecular function (GO): olfactory receptor binding
Source: RefSeq, a predicted model, not a curated record
CCAGAAUGUUUGAUAAGAGAGUGUUGGAUAAGUGAGACUCUACUGUAUAUGAUUUUGGGGGAUUAUCUGGUUUGAGAAACAGCCAGAGGGAUUUGCCCAGGCUUCCUGUUCUCAGGGGAUUAUUUUGCAGAGUUUACUGUCUUGAUACAUUUUAUAAAGCAGUUUAUACAUUUUAUAUAUAGGAGAUAGAUACAGUACACAGAAAGAUACAAGUUACCGAAAAAUUCAUGAAAAAUAGAUACAAUUUAUUAGAGGGUUAGAAACGAUAACAUUUAGGGGUUUUAUAGCUGCUGCUGGUUUGGUCUCAAUCUUCUGAUGCUUUGAACUUGUGCAAGUCUGGAAAGGGAAAAAUCAUAUUUAUUUUUGAGCCCUUAGUGAACUAGAGAUCUUCCUGGAGUGGAGUGGUUUAUCGUGGCUCGACUACAAUGUCAGUAACAGAAGACUCUGGAUUACAACACUGCCACAAACAAAAGAAUAAUACAACAAUCUGAAACAUGAUCUGGAAGAAGAGGAACAGGAAGGAAUGAUAUAAAUUGGCCUGUUCUCUUAAAGGCAUAUCAACAAACCGGGGAAGUGGUUAGCAAGACUAGUGAGGAAAAAGAAAUAGAGCCAGUUGAUCACCAAAAUUAAAGCACAAGAUAGGGUUAUCCUGUUAGACAAACAAAUCAGAGAAGAAUUCAAAAUAUUUUAUGGGAAAUUAUAUACUAAAGACUCAAUAGACUUAGGGAAAAUAAUGGAAUAUUUAGGGAACAAAAAACUUGAUAAAAUCACAGACGAUCAAAGAUCACAUCUGAACAAAGACAUUACAGAGACGGAAAUAAUUGAGGUUAUUAAGAAACUGGAUAACAACAAAGCUCCAGGGCCGGAUGGCUUUAUAUCAGGAUUUUACAAGCUACAACUAGAAGAAGUGAUUCAAUCAUUGAAAGAAAUAAUGAAUCAAGCCCUUCAUAAUAAGAUCAUCCCUGAUUCUUGGAAGGAAGCCACAAUUAUAAUGAUCCCAAAAGAGGGAUCAGAUCAAACGGAUGUGAAAAACUUUAGACCCAUCAACACAAUGCUUUAAAAACAAACCCUGGAAUCUCUGUUUGAAACAGUUGAGUAGGAUAGUUAAGAAUUGGCCUGCAACAUGGUUUAGAAAGAAGAACAAUGUUAAAGCAAACGUUAGACAAAAAAAAAACAAUUAUUUCUUUACUGUAAGAAAUCCUUCCCCCUCUUCUUUCUUAUGAUACACUAUUGGUGAAAAGUAUUGAUAAUAUAAUAUGUUCUUUGACAUUAUCCUGGGGAGGUUUCUCCAAAGUUUCAUUUCUGAAAUGUUGAUACUGAUAGGAAUGCAGAACAAAGGUCUUGCAAUUCCCUGAUAAGGUGCCAGAGUCUCAAGAAAGGAGGCUGAACCCACCCUGUUACAAUCUUCCUGCUGUAGAAGAACACAUUGGAUUUAUGAUUUAAGCAAGCUUCGCACCCCAAGGAAAUAUGGAGAAAAACAAUGGAUUUUGGAGAGCUGUGUUCAAGGAGAAGAUCAGAGCGGCAAAACCAGAAGACGCUUGGAGCCUGAGGAUGGAUGAGACCCUUGAGUUGUAUCAGGUGCCAUCGGGAUGGAAGAGAUUUCUGCAAGAUCACGCCUAUGCAAGGUAUUCACUCAAUAGGCCUUUAACAGACUAUUCCUAUUCCUCCUUGUUUAGAUUCACAUGUUCAGAAUGUGGCCAUCGCUGGGCCUCCUAUAAAGUCAUCCUCCUGUUCCAUGUGUGUUGGCAGCCACACAAGAGGCAAGGGUGCAUCCGGAUGAGGUGCUUCAAGCAACAGUGCCACAAAUGCAUGUCCAAGCAUGAAGAUCCAGAAUUUACGGAAGAGUCUGCUUCCAAAGUCUUGGAAAACUUCAUCGUCACCAUAAGAAAGGAAUGCUAUGGAGAGCACAUCGAAGACGCAGAACUCUCCGAGGUGGUCAUCCACAGCACUGGUCCUCAUCAGCGUGAACUUUGUGAAGGGUGUCAACUGGGAUUACACAAAGGUCCACGAGAUUGGCCUCAAGGUGGAGUGCAUCAGGGGAGAGUGUCCACUUGGGAGCCUGAAGGGACACAUGAUUGGCCUCAAGGUGGAGUGCAUCAGGGGAGAGUGUCCACUUGGGAGCCUGAAGGGACACACAAUUGGCCUCAAAGAGGAGGGCAUCAGGUGGGAAGGUUCACUUGGAUUCCUGACAGGACACAUGAUUGGCCUCAAGGUGGAGUGCAUCAGGGGAGAGUGUCCACUUGGGAGCCUGAAAGGACACAUGAUUGGCCUCAAGGUGGAGUGCAUCAGGGGAGAGUGUCCACUUGGGAGCCUGAAGGGACACACAAUUGGCCUCAAAGAGGAGGGCAUCAGGUGGGAAGGUUCACUUGGAUUCCUGACAGGACACAUGAUUGGCCUCAAGGUGGAGUGCAUCAGGGGAGAGUGUCCACUUGGGAGCACAACUACACACGGUUUUUACAGCCAACUGAUGCGAUAACUACCCCAGAGCCAUCACUCACAGCAGUCAUGAAUCCUUGCAGCUGUUCCAAGCACUACAUUUACAUCACCAUCGCUGUUGUCGCCAUUGCCAUCGCCGUCAUUAUCAUGAUCUUUGUUGUCAUUUAUAGCUGUGGGUUGCUCUGAGCCAGGCAUGAAUGCAGAUUCAGGAAUCACAGAACACUAAAGUUGGAAGAGACCCCUGGGUCAUCCAGUCCAACUCCUUUCUUGUCAUGUGGGAAGACACAUCAAAGCACCCCUGACAGAUGGUCAUCAAGCCUCAGUUUGAAGAUCUCUAAAGAAGGCCAUGUCAGAGUAAUGGUUAUUGUAGUGUGUGAAAUGUUUACUCAUUGUUAAAGUGAAUAUGUGUGUGCAGUAUCGAAUAUUCAGCCAAGAUUUAAUUAUUUAUGUAAAACUAAAUGGGCACAUCUGUCUCAUUAUUAUGCAAAUUGCUUUCAUGGUAAAAUACUGAAUAUGUAUACCAAAGAAUUGUUUCAAAAUAAAUUUCUUUAUGUUUUAUUAUCUGUAAAUGGUUAAUUUGUAUACCUGUCUUAAAUACCGAUAUACUUGGAGUCACAUACCAGCAAAAGGGGGUCAUUAGAGGAAAAAGUUUAAGAAGAUUUGAUCUAAGCUAAAAAGAAGAAAAAAAGCAAAGGGGCCGUGGUAGUGCAGCAGGUUAAACCACUAGCUGCAGGAAAAUCUGUCAACCAGAGAGUUGGUGGUGCAAAGCUGAGCUCCCGACUGUCAGCCCCAGCUUCUGCCAACUUAUUUAUUUAUUUACAGUAUUCUAUUCCUCCCUUCUCACCCUAACGGGGACUCAGGGCGAAUUACAAUGAACAUAUAUAUGGCAAACAUUCCAUGCCAUCAGACAAACAACAUACAGUAUAGACACACACAGAGGCAAUUUUAACAUUUCCAGCUUCAUGAGGGCAUGCUCAAUUCCGGCCACAGGGGGAGCUGUUGCUUCAUCAUCCACGAGUGACACUGAGUGCUGUACUUCCUCAUUCCUUUCCACGUGUUGCUGGCGGUUUUUUUUAUGGUGUUGUAAAUUCGUUAAAUUAGCCUCCUGCGUAAAGCGUACCUAAAUUUCCUUGUUGAUAUAUGCAACUGUCUUUUGGGCUGCUUAGGUAAACAGCAAGCCGGGCUAUUUGAUGGUCAGGGGCUUAACCUAACCCGGGCUCCGAACUCAUGACCUCUCAGUCAGUAGUGAUUUAUUGCAGCUGGUUACUUGCCAGCUACACCACAGCCCUGCCCUUAGCAUGCAAUCAGAGUAGAUCAAUAGGUAAAUUGCCUAUUGUAAUUACCUUGUCGGGGAGGUAAAAGGGCACCCAUGCAAAUAUGCAAAAACAUGCUGGCAACAGAUCAGCGAUAUCUACUGAUAACAGGCUCCUUGGCCUGGAAAAAUGGAACAAGAGCACCUACCCAUGGCAGAAAGUUGAACAUCGCCUCCAGACGCCGGAGAUGAAAAAAGGGCAAAGAUCUUUACUUCUGUUGGCUUAUUGUAUGUUGUUGCGUGUAAAAGGCAUUGAAUGUUUGCCUCAUAUGUGUUCUGUAAUCUGCUAUGAGUCCCUCAGGGAGAUAGAGCGAUAUAAUAAUAAUAAUAAUGUGAUCGAGGUGACCACCCUCCCCCCCAGGACUUUGUAAAAGAUAGUUCAAAAAUCAAGACUUUAUGUUCUAUAUUCCAUAUAUUUAUAGUAGAAGGUGAUUGAGACUUUUUACUGGAGUUUACUGUGGAUUAUCCCUGCACUCUGAGGCAAGAGAUAACAACUUCAUGAAUUGUAAAAUCAUGCUGCUAAAACUCCACUUUUAUGAAUUUCCAUGCUGGGUUCUCCAGAUGUUAUGAACUUCGUUCUUAUCAAAUAUUUUCAAUUGUUUAUAUCAUUCAUGAUUCCCCUUUAUGCAAUGUAACUCACUUUUAUGGAUUCUCCCUUAUUUCCAUGAAAUCUAUCUGUCUGCCUAUAUGUAUUUGUACUCUUUGGAAUCCCCGGAAAAUAUGUAUUUUUCCCAGCAUGGUUUAUAUUCCAACUUUAUUUUAUCUUUUUCAUUUUAUUUCAUAUAAUUGUCAAGUCAUGAAAUCAAAUAGGAAAUAUUUUGAACUCAACCUGAACCCCAGAACCUAUCCCAUUUCCUAUGACCCAGGCUUCCCUUCCCAAAAACAAAAGGAUAAUCUGCCACCGCUAAAUCCAAUCAAAUUCAGAUUGCAUGGACAAUAUAGGGCUUGAGUCGCCGAAUUCGGAGUGUUGACCUAAAGGUGAUUCGCCCCAAGGCAAACAUUGUCAUAUCUCACCCAAAGGAAAAACCAGGACACCUCAGGAAGGCGCCCUGCAGAGCCUGUCAAUAUGGCUCAUCACCACCCAUCCUUACUUCCACCUCUGACACCCCAAGGCAUAUCUAAAAUCUGUAUACGUGACAGAAACCCGGACACCCUUGAUUGCUGCCAUUAAUCCCUUUAGAAAUCGGUCUAGCAGGUCUUAAUCCGACAGUUCCUGCCCUGUCACCCCAUUGUUUCAAUAACUCCCGCCUUCUCUUUCCUGAUUGGCCCGAGUAGAGACAAAAGGUAGCUUCCUAUUGGGCCAACAGAGCAAGGCGGGAAACGAAAGCCCGCCUCGUUCAACCUUCUAGCCUAUCAACGAUCAGAUGGGCGGGGGAGCGGGGCGGGAAAUUCAAAGGGCUGUCAGACUGAAAUUUUGUAUAAAUAUGGCUUUAUUUUGAUUAUGUGGUACCCUAGUAGACUGAAUGAUCGCUACUAGAGUCCUCUUCAGCUGAAUUGCUCAAUAAAGACUCCUUGGCGGAUUUUCCUUCAA